CUUCACCAAAGACGAGGAUGGAUCCUACGAAGGUGAUGUGGGAGUUGGUGGCGGCUUGCAGCAUCGUCUUUGUGGUACGCUGGUUCGUAAAGAGGAGGCAACACUUCAACUACUUCAAGAAGCUGGAGAUUCCCGGACCGGAACCCAGCAUAUUUUUCGGCAACAUGAUGGAGUUAUACAAAAAGACACCAACAGUGGCUUACAGGGAAUGGAUUGACAAGUACGGAAAAGUCGUUGGGUACUUCAACGGCUACCGACCGGUGCUGCUCGUCGCCGAUCUUGAGCUCCUCAAGAACGUGCAAGUGAAGGACUUCCAGGAUUUCAUUGACCGGAGUCUCCUGUUUCAAUCUAAACGACCUCCGAGUCCCCAAAACAAGAGCCUCAUCCAGUUGACGGGAAAACGCUGGAAAGAAGUGCGAAGUGUCCUCACACCGUCCUUCACCUCCAACAAACUCAGAAUGAUGUCAGCGGGAGUCAUCGAAACCAUCCAAGAGCUGAUGACCAAGCUUGACCAGAAAGCCAAGACCGGAAGUGAGUUUGAGAUCGGCGACAUGUACCAGGCACUCACGCUCGACGUCAUCUGCCGGAGCGCCAUGGGCAUCAACUACAACCUCCAGCAGCAUCCGAGCCACAGCUUCCUGGUCAGCAGUCGAAUGCUCUUCAGCAGCACGUUCUCCAUCAUCGCCGUUCUGCUGACUGCUUUUCCGGAAUUGGAAUUCUUCUUGAGGUACCUCAACGACUUCAGGAUGAAGAGCCUCAACAAUGGAGUGCAUCCCUUUCGCGAGGUCCAGGAAAAGUGCAAGAGCAUAGUCAUGCAGCGCCAAAUGAACAACGUGGUGCACCAAAAAGACCUGCUGCAACAGAUGAUCGAAGCCAAGCAGUCCAGAGUAGAUGUCGGGAGCGUCACGUCGGAUCAACUGACUGCUGCUGAUGACAACGACCCUGAACAAAAACCAGCAUCUCAGCUUGCCAACGGGUUUACCCACAGUUCAAAAGCUGUUUUGGAUGAUGACGAUAUUACACAGAACGCGUUUCUUGUACUCAUUGCUGGUUAUGAGACAACGAGCAACACUCUGACGCUGGUCACGCACAUGUUGGUCAACUAUCCUGAAAUCCAGGAGAAAGUCCGACGGGAGCUUCUUUCUGUCAUCGAACAAGACGAGGAAAUCACAUACAGCACCGUCCAGAAGCUGCCCUACCUCAACUGCGUCGUGUCGGAGACCAUGCGUCUCUAUCCACCCAUCUUCGCGUUUGUCACGAGAGAGGCGGUGGUGGACAAGCAGUACGGCAAGCUCAAGAUCCCCGCGGGGACGGCAGUGAUGGCCGCCAUCGAGUAUAUCCACCGUGACCCGGACAACUGGAAGGACCCGAACAUAUUCGACCCUGACAGGUUCCUGCCGCAGAACAAGCACUUCGACCCGCUGGCGUGGCAGCCCUUCGGGGCGGGACCCCGAAACUGCAUCGGCAUGCGCUUCGCCCACAUGGAGCUCAGGCUCACCCUAGCCAACGUUCUCCGCAAGUAUCGACUCGAGGCCACCGAAAACAGCGACGUGGAUCCGCCCCAGAUUGAUAUGAAUCCGCUCGUGCUGAGGAUCAAGAAAGGAGUGAACGUCAGGGCCGUCCGCCUCUAAAGAAGGAACCACACUCCCGUGUAUAUACGUGUACAGCCUACGGCAACUCUGUUCUUAUUUAACCCUUGUACAAAGUCAGGCAACACUGAUCAUCAUUGUGUGUCUUAAAAUAUAAACGUUUUUUUUGUGGAAAAACAAUAAAACCGUGUUUGUUAUUU
Molecule: messenger RNA, 1789 nt
Organism: Ixodes scapularis (black-legged tick)
Lineage: Eukaryota; Metazoa; Arthropoda; Arachnida; Ixodida; Ixodidae
Product: thromboxane-A synthase
Exons: 14
Coding region: 18-1631 (537 amino acids)
Molecular function (GO): heme binding; oxidoreductase activity, acting on paired donors, with incorporation or reduction of molecular oxygen; iron ion binding
Source: RefSeq, a predicted model, not a curated record